Molecule: messenger RNA, 860 nt
Organism: Portunus trituberculatus (swimming crab)
Lineage: Eukaryota; Metazoa; Arthropoda; Malacostraca; Decapoda; Portunidae
Product: lactose-binding lectin l-2-like
Exons: 4
Coding region: 219-749 (176 amino acids)
Source: RefSeq, a predicted model, not a curated record
AAUGACUGUUGGGUGUUUCUCCGUACAGCCACUCUUAUGGGAAAGCCGGUCUGUUCGUAGUACAAUGCAGAGAUAGGGGUUCGGCUUGCGCAAGACGAGAGCACCAGCAAAACAGUCGUGCAUAUAUGUAAGUAAGGUGGAUCGCGGCACAGAACAGCACACAUCCUCCUUCAGCUGCACACUUUGCCUCCACCUGCUCCGCCGCCAACACUUGCAUCAUGAGCCGCUACUUGCUCCUCGCAUUCUUCGGAGCCUUGACUGUGGAGGCGACGACACAUGUGAACUCAUCUGACAGUAUCUCCGGUGACUCUUCGGGGGGCUGCAGCUCCCCGUACACUAUGGUUGCUGGCCGCUGCUUAUACAUUAACUUCGCUACCUCUGGCACUUGGGACCGCUUCCACUCCAUGUACUGCAAAGACACAGGAGGGAAUGACCUGGUGACAGUGGACGACGCUAACUUCCUUGCCGACCUUGUUCAGUACAUCACAAGUAUUGGAUGGCAAGACGGUUUGUUCUGGAUCGGUGCCUCGGACAAGAGUCACGAGGGCCACUGGAUAUGGCCUAACGGCUCCCCCGUCAAAUUGGGCACACCCUUCUGGGGCACGUACGGCUGCUACAACCAGCAGUAUCCCGAUGGAGGAACCAAUGAAAACUGCGCAAUACUAGAUGGAAAUGCAAAUCUAUAUUUCAACGACUUUAAAUGUGACACAGCAUUUGCUGUCUUCGGUAUCUGCGAGAAGAAUAUCUAGGAAAAUUAUUGAGCUUAUAAUUUAGUAAUAAUGUAUGUCACAUAAUUAUGAUAAGCCAUAAGAAGCAAGACAGGAAAUGUACUCUAAAGCAAUAAAAACGAAAAUAUAUCA